GUCAUACAUCGGCAAAAUGGCAGAUGGACCUUCGAAAAGUGAUAUAAAUGCUAUUUUCAAGCGUUUGCGAUCAAUUCCCACUAAUAAGACAUGCUUUGACUGCAACAGCAACAACCCCACAUGGGCCAGUGUGACAUAUGGUGUGUUCUUGUGUAUAGACUGCUCAGCUGUUCAUAGGUCACUGGGUGUUCACGUAACCUUUAUACGCUCCACACAACUAGACACAAGCUGGACAUGGCUGCAACUUCGUGCAAUGCAAGUCGGUGGAAAUGCCAAUGCUACUGCCUUUUUCCGUCAGCAUGGUUGUACAACAUCAGAUGCCCAACAAAAAUAUCACAGCAGAGCUGCCAAGCUCUAUAAAGACAAACUCCACUCCUUGGCAACAAAUGCUAUGAGACUCCAUGGAACGAAGUUACACAUAGACAGUCAUCAUGAACCCACAUCUCCGACGACAAAAGAGGAAGUCGAUUUCUUCAAAGAACAUGCUGACAGUAUUGACUCCACACCUAUUGCAGAAAAUCAGAAGCUGUUCAGUGCAUCAGAGCCUCAGCCAAUCAAAAAUGGCAAUCUGAAAAAGGAGGAUUUUGACCCCUCUGAGGGCCCCAGUGUAGAAGCAGCCUUAAGUAUGUCACCAACUUCAGCAGCCGCUCAGGCGGAACCACGGAAAUCCAUCAUAGGAGCAAAAAAACCUGCUGGCAGGAAAGGGAAGGGUGGUCUUGGAGCACAGAGGGUGAAAACAAACUUCUCAGAGAUUGAGAAUAAAGCUCAGCAGCUGGACAAAGAGAGGGAGGAACUGGCCGCCAGUCGAGCUGUCCAGGAGGCCAAGUCUGAAGAGGAAAAGGCCAAACAAAUGGCCUCUAUGAGAUUAGCAUACCAAGACAUGAGUAUAGAAAGAAAGAAACAAGAAGAGAAGUUAAAGCAGUCAGACCCUAAAAAGGCGGAACAAUUAGAGAGGCUCGGCAUGGGGUUUGCUUCAUCAAAGGGGAUGAGCCAUUCAGCCAUGACAGACAUGCAGGUCAUUGAGCAGGAACAGCCAAAUUCCUCCAGAUCAAAAUACGAUAAAAAGCCAUCAAAGGGGCGGAGCUUUUUUGACGAUGAGCUGGAUGACUACACUUCCUCUUCCUCUAAGUAUGACCGAGACUUUGAUUUUGACAAGAAGGACUCCUUCGGCUCCUGGGGAAACAACAACAAAUCUGGGAGCUGGGACAUUGACCGCUUCGACUCCAAACAGAGCUUCUCCGAGACCCUGUCCAGCAAACCCCAGAACGACGAAAAACAAGGAAGAAGCCGUAAGGCAUAUGACUACAGUUCACAGUCGACGUCCGAAGAAGCCCAGAAGAAAUUCGGCAACGCCAAGUCUAUAUCUUCAGAUCAGUUUUUCGGGAAACCGGAUGCAGAUUUUGAGAUGCGUCAGAAUUUGUCCAGAUUUGAGGGAAGUAACAGUAUCUCCAGCUCUCAGCUGUUUGGUACGGAAUCCGCGGGUCGUAAGAAUUAUUCCAGCAAUGCUCCCGAUCUACAGGAUAUAAAAGACGGAGUUCGUCAAGGGGUCACAAAGGUCGCAGGGAAACUUUCCAAUCUAGCCAGUGGUGUUAUGAGUUCAUUACAGGAUUGACAAAGCCUGCCAUAGCUAAGGACAAAUACAGUGGUUGACAAAAGCUUUAUAUCUAAACUUAUUUAAUAACUGAACUAAUGGUGGAGGCAGGGAUUUUAUACCAAACAUUCAAAUUGGUGAAGACCCUUGAAGAAAAUUAUUUCAACUUCGGUGACUUGAUUGGAGUCUAGUCGGUCUACAGCAGGCAGAUUGCCACCUAUUGGAAAGACAUUUAUUUUUAUUUUUUAUUUUCACUUCAUUGAUAUUACAUGUAUGUGUAUAUAUAUCUAUGAUUCAUUCAUUUAAAAGACAUCAGUUUCACCUGGACUUUUUGUACAUGUGUGCUAAUAGUGUAAAACAGCAAUUUGUUUAAUGUGUAAAAUGAAUGAUUCAUAGAUAAGAAAAUGAGAGAAAUAUUAAGUCACAUCUUCCUGUAUUUAUGGCCAGGCUAAGUAUUUUUGGUUCAGGAGUAAUUGAUUAUUUAUUCACUCCACAUUAUUUUUGUUUCCCACAAGAUACUGGUACCAUGAUAAACAUCUGAGUCAGAGUACAUGUUUGUAUAUCUAUUUAAGUACAUUCUAUCAUGAUUAAAAGCUGAAAAUGGAUUAGUUAUUGAGAAAACAAAGAGAAAAUGUACAGUUACAUUAUUUUAUUUUUGUUCUGUAUCAUUUAAAUUCAUUGUAUUUGAGUGGCAGGAAUUAUUUAAAAUGUAAAUCACUCUAUCAAAGCCCUCCCCAUUUUAAAUAUGGUACAUGUAGAAGACUUUUUCAUUAAUGUUAUUAUUUUUGUUUUCUUUCCAAAUUUACAUCUUCCCUACCCUGUUCUACUGAAUUCAAUAUGUGCAUUAUGUCUGUGCAAAAAUGUUUAGAAAUAUUUAAUAUUUGUCAAAAAAUCUUGAUUGAAAAGGAGCUUUUUAUAAAAAAAAAAAAAUA
Messenger RNA from Saccostrea echinata, 2523 nucleotides. Its product is annotated as ADP-ribosylation factor GTPase-activating protein 2-like. Gene Ontology annotation, biological process: COPI coating of Golgi vesicle. The transcript has 13 exons. The record is from RefSeq and is a predicted model, not a curated record. Gene Ontology annotation, molecular function: GTPase activator activity. NCBI's taxonomy places the organism in Eukaryota, Metazoa, Mollusca, Bivalvia, Ostreida, Ostreidae. The coding region runs from base 17 to 1612 and encodes 531 amino acids.